AUGGGUGUAUUUCCUAUCUCCCCCAGAAUUGUGGUGAUAUUUCUGUUCGUCAGUCUGUUAAGACCAACACAGUGUGUUGGCGAUGACGAUAAAGUCUUGAAAAUUGGGUUUCUGGUACCUCUCACUGACCCGUACCAUAUGACGAUGUAUACUCUGGGAGAUCCAAUGGCUGGCGCAUUUGAUAUGGCGAUCGAGCACGCAAAUGACUUAGGAUUUGUUGACGGAUAUCGUGUAGAAUAUGAUUGGGGGGAUUCGUAUGCUAGGAUUAACAAAGGUCUUCAAACUAUCGCUUGGUUUCGGAAAAAUCGUUACCAUGGAAUUAUAGGACCUGGCAAUACAUGUGCAUUCGAAGCUAGAUUCGCAUCGGCUCUGAACAUGGCGAUGAUUGACUAUCUGUGUGAUGAGAAAGAAGUUUCUGACAAGUCUAUCUAUUCCACAUACGCAAGAACCAAACCUUCAUUUUCUGAAAUUGCAUAUGCGAUUGUGGAGGUGUUCAAGGAGUAUAAUUGGAGGCGUUGUACUAUCGUCAGUUCUGAUGAUCCAAACUUUGUCAGUAUGACGGACACGGUUUUUGAACUCUUUGAGAAAAACAACAUUGAAGUAACUAACCACAGGCCUUUUCCGGGGAACUAUGUUCCUGGAAUGGCGAUGUACAGCUAUGAUUGGGAUGACACAAUUAGAAAAACCAGACAAACUACAAGAAUUUACCUGUUUCUUGGUUCCUUGGUACAUCACCGACAUUUUAUUGUAAACUUAUACAAAGCAGGCGUGUUUUCUAGAGAUGAUACGAUGGUAGUGACAACAUCGGUGGACAUAACCUUUCCUGGUCUUCAAGGAUAUGUAAAAGGAGUGUUUGACAUAGACAACAAUGAUAUAGCAAUGGAGGCAAUCAAAUAUUCCUUGGUGGUUGAAUUUCGUCUUCCUUUGAUUGAUUAUGAUGACUAUGUUGCCUUUACCGAUCAGUACUCCCGACGGACAGAGUAUAUAUUUGGUGGCUUAGGCAUUGGAGUAGACAACAGAGCUUUUUUUCUAUAUGAUGCAGUCAUGCAGCUCUGUUCUGCAUUGAAUCAGACAAUCGCCGAAGGGGGCGAUAUAACUGAUGGUAGGGAAGUAAUGUCACAUGUGUUUGAUAGCACAUACCAAAGCAAGUUAGCUAGAGAAGCGUACAUCGAUGAAAAUGGUGAUGCUUUCGGCGAGUAUGAACUUAAAGCAUGGAGAUUAUAUGACAUGAUGACACAUUUCACUUUUGGACGUUUUUUUCAAGAGAAUUUGGUUAUUGGGACAGACUACGGCAUGAUACCCAUUGGCAAAAUGUAUAGAAAUGUUUCUACUGCAAAUGAAUGG
Saccoglossus kowalevskii is the source of this 1344-nucleotide messenger RNA. RefSeq names its product speract receptor-like. The record is from RefSeq and is a predicted model, not a curated record. Gene Ontology annotation, biological process: signal transduction. NCBI's taxonomy places the organism in Eukaryota, Metazoa, Hemichordata, Enteropneusta, Harrimaniidae. Gene Ontology annotation, molecular function: signaling receptor activity; peptide hormone binding.